This is a messenger RNA of Stylophora pistillata, 3243 nucleotides long. Its product is annotated as oxysterol-binding protein-related protein 9. Gene Ontology annotation, cellular component: cytosol; Golgi apparatus; membrane. Gene Ontology annotation, molecular function: sterol binding. NCBI's taxonomy places the organism in Eukaryota, Metazoa, Cnidaria, Anthozoa, Scleractinia, Pocilloporidae. The record is from RefSeq and is a predicted model, not a curated record.
UCGCAUAAUCAGUCAAAAUGUAACGCUGUGCCGCAGCAACCCCUUGGAGAUUAAAAGUACUGGAUGCUUUACACCUCAUAUCACAUGACUUAUGUUGUUCGUGAAAUUACUGAUAGAUUGGGCUCUAGGAAAGAUUCAAAAUGGCGGUCGUGAUGGAAGGACCCCUUUCUAAAUGGACUAACGUUGUAAAAGGAUGGCAGUAUAGGUGGUUUGUUUUAGACGACAAUACAGGGCUGUUAUCCUAUUAUACGUCCAAGGACAAAAUGAUGAGAGGGACAAGAAGAGGAUGUUUACGUCUGAAGGGAGCAAACAUAGGAAUUGAUGAUGAAGAGGACAGCACUUUUACUAUAAGCUGUGAUCAAAAGACCUUUCACUUUCAAGCACGUGAUGCCGAGGAGAGAGAACGUUGGAUUAGAGCUUUAGAGGACACAAUCAAAAGACACUCACAAGCCAGAAAGAGACCAAUGGCAGGUUUUCAGACGUUAUUUGAUCCCUCUCAAGAAAAUUUGGAACAACGCUUAGCAGAAGCCGACGCAUACCAGAAGAUUCUCGAACAACAAAUCAAGCAUUUACAUUCUCGAAUGAGUGCUGAUACAGGAGCUCAAGAUUCACAGAGAUAUGCCAUACUAAAGGAUACAUCUACUAAAAUGCUGGAGUCAAUGAAUCAUUGUUUGAAGCAGAUGUCUGCUCUAAAGUUAGAAUGCGAGAAAUCAAUUGCUGAGAGUUCUUCUGCAGAGCUAGCAAUGCCAGUACUCAAUGAUCAUUACUCAGCCAAAAGCUCAGACCCUUCUCUUGCACAGGAAAAUGAUAGAUGUGCAAAUGAAGGCAAACAAAAUAUGGAAACUGCAGUAGAAACCAGAAUUCUAAAGCCCAGUAAGAGUGACUCCUCACUUAAUAUUAGGGACAAGUCUUCCUCAGUUUCCAGUGAUGAAGGAUGUGGUUUUGAAUCCUCUAAAGUAACGUCAAAAUCCAACCAUGAACUGUCGUCAGCUGAAAGAAAUACUCCAUCUCACUUACAACUUGACGGAACAAGCAUUCACCCACAAGUUGGGUUCUCUUUGUCACCCAGCCGUGAUGGUCAUGUAGUACCAUUUACUUCGUAUUCCAGUAGUGAGGAUGAAGAUGAAGUGGAAUUCUUUGAUGCCGAUGAGUUCCAUUACUCAGAAUCUGCACCCUCAAGCUCGCCCCCCAGGAGUAACCCAUUUUCAGCAUCCAAGAAGUGGAUGGAUCGUGACGAAUAUGAAAUCGAGGAUGAUGACACAACAGGAGGAGACCUCGAGGCUAUCGACAAACACAGUAGUAUUAUCACGCAUCUGUUAUCUCAAGUGCGUCUGGGAAUGGACUUGACCAAGGUUGUUUUACCGACGUUUAUCCUUGAGAGAAGGUCUUUGUUGGAAAUGUAUGCAGAUUUCUUUGCUCACCCUGACCUGUUCGUCGAUAUUGUAAACCAUUCACAUCCAAGAGAUCGUAUGAUAGCAGUAGUCAGGUGGUAUUUGUCUGCUUUCCACGCAGGUCGUAAGGGCUCGGUAGCAAAGAAGCCAUAUAAUCCUAUCCUAGGGGAGGUGUUUCGUUGUUUCUGGGUUUUACCUGAGUGUGAAACGUCAAGAACAGAGAAAUGUUCUGUUGAUGGUCCACUGCCGUGGGCUUCAGAAGAUGACGUCACUUUCAUUGCUGAGCAAGUAUCCCAUCAUCCCCCAAUUUCUGCGUUUUAUGCAGAGAAUUUCAGUAAACAGAUAACGUUGAACGCGCACAUCUGGACCAAGUCAAAGUUUCUGGGACUGUCAGUUGGAGUUGAAAAUAUUGGACAAGGCUGUGUGUCAGUUUUACCGUAUAACGAGGACUAUGUAUUAACAUUCCCUAAUGGUUAUGGCAGAUCAAUUCUCACAGUUCCUUGGGUGGAAAUUGGAGGAAAAACUAACAUAACUUGUUCUAAAACUGGAUAUCAAGCUGCAGUACAGUUCCACUGUCGGCCUUUUUAUGGUGGAAAAAAGCAUCGUAUAACAUGUGAAGUGACUUCUCCGGAAGAUAAGAAAACGUUUCUAACCAUCACAGGGGAAUGGAAUGGACAAAUGUUUGCCAAAUAUUCCGAUCGAGAGGAACCCGAAUUAUUUGUUGAUACAGUUAGCAUGCCAAGUGUAAUGAAAACGGUAAAGAAAAUCCAUAAACAAGAAGAAAACGAAUCUAGGAGAUUAUGGAAAGAUGUUACAAAAAGUUUAAAAGAUGACGACGUGGGAAAUGCAACUGAAGCGAAACACAAGUUAGAAGAACGUCAGCGAGCAGAGGCGAGAGAAAGAAAAGAAAAAGGACUAACUUGGCAGACAAAGUUGUUCCAUGAAGUGGGAGAAAACUGGGUGUACCACAAACCAUUGGUAACAAGGCUAGCCAGUCAGAGUCCUUCUAAGAGCAAAUGAGUCUCCGGUGGAUACUGAGGCAGUGGCUGGAUGCUUGUUGUCGUGGAUACAUACUCACUCAUUCACACAGCUCAUCCCCAGUCUAUGGAAGAGAUUUCCAGUCCGAAUAACAGGACCCUGGAAUCGAACUGAAGAGAAGCUGACGACUUAUAAAUUUGAUGUUGAAUAGCUGUGUUUUCAGCUGCUGGAUGAAUAGAAUACUUCAGGUUUUUUUUUUUCUGUUUUGGGAAUUAAUGUGUUCUAUGUUGCAGAGUCAAAUUACACGGCAAAAGCCAUUUUCAAACGCGUUUGUUUAUGAAAAUAAAAAAAAAAGGCAUUAUUUUCGAACAUUUUCACAAACCUUAUACUGUUCCAUAAAAACCACUAUGUUGGCUUGUUAAAUUAUUUUCAACUUUCUUCGAAUUUGGCUGUAAAGGAAAAGAAAGGAUGGUAAAACGAAACGUUCGAGCAAGAUAGCAGAGGCUAUAUUUUAGCUUCACAUUUUUAGGAAUUAUUCACUGUUUGAGGAGAGAAUUACUCCACUAGAAAAAGUUUGAUCCAAAUCAAGGCACCUUAUGUGUAAUUAUCAGAGUCAAUAGCAACUCGUUACCUUAGUUUUUAAAUGAAAUUUAACACGUCUUUAGGUGUCUUUAAAAAAAUCUCUAGUUAAAUUUCCUUAGCUAAAAUAUCCAUUUAGAUCAAAGGGGGUUGAGAUCAUAUUUCAAGGAUAACGUCAGCGCACAUGUACAACGAAAUUUUUGUCAAAGCAAUUUAAGAUAAGUUUGAGGAAAAGUCCUUGGAAAUUAUUUCAUACUGUUAUUGUUAGGGAAAUAAAUUAAAUUUUUUUAAUAUA